AUGGGAUCGGUGAAAUCGAAAGUGAAUGUUGAAAUUGUGCAAGAACAUGUGAGUUUUUUGAAAUUUUUUGAAAUUUUUUUUGAAAAAAAAAAAUUAAAUUAAUUUCAGGUCAAAACCGAGCCAGUUGUAAUGUACACCAAAUCGGCUUGCAAUUUCUGCACAAAAGCCAAAGAUUUAUUCAAGGAUGUGAAAGUGCAGUACACCGUGAGUUGUUUUUUUUUAUUUUGAAAUUAAAAAAAGUUUUUUAUAGGAAGUGAAUCUGGAUCAGCUAAAAAUCGAUCAACCCAAAGAUUAUUUAGGAAUUGUUAAUGGAUUGGUUUAUACAACACGGCAGACAAGUGUUCCGCAGGUGGGGAUUUUUGGGGGUAAAAAUUGAGGGAUUUUGGGGGAAAAUUGAGAAAAAUAAGUGCAAGAAUUAUAAAUACUGUAAAAUCAAUGAAAAAACACUAACUUCGUACGGAAUUCUGUGAUUUUUCAGAUUUAA
Messenger RNA from Caenorhabditis angaria, 484 nucleotides. The record is from the annotation of a GenBank genome assembly. Lineage: Eukaryota; Metazoa; Nematoda; Chromadorea; Rhabditida; Rhabditidae.